AUGGCAGCUUCGAGCCAGGCUGGAUGGAGCUUUGACGAGUCCGUUUGCGCAAGCGCCAACCUAAAGAAGGCGUCCAAAAUCGCUGGGGCUGUUGCUACAGGCGGAAUCGCACUCGGAAGCUUGGACAGGAGACAGACACGGCCUGCAGUCGGAAGUCGGAAGACCACACAUGGCUUUUUCAUGAGGCUUCUACUGGUUCGCAAAGCCGUGCUUCGAAGCUCUGCUGAUUCCGACAUCUGCUCCUCGAAAAAUGCCUUGGCUACUACCAGGACUUGCCGACAGGCAGUGUCACGAAAUGAUCUGCCGGCAGUGAGGCUGUUUCUUGAGUUGCGCCCGGAGCAUCUUGUUGUACAGCACCGCUGA
Molecule: messenger RNA, 363 nt
Organism: Symbiodinium sp. CCMP2592
Lineage: Eukaryota; Dinophyceae; Suessiales; Symbiodiniaceae
Source: the annotation of a GenBank genome assembly